Molecule: messenger RNA, 845 nt
Organism: Prunus dulcis (almond)
Lineage: Eukaryota; Viridiplantae; Streptophyta; Magnoliopsida; Rosales; Rosaceae
Exons: 2
Coding region: 12-566 (184 amino acids)
Source: RefSeq, a predicted model, not a curated record
AUUCAACAGUGAUGUCGACCCCUCUCAAGCCAGACGCUUAUGUUCUUGCAAGCCUAAUGGAAUCUCACUUCAAAGAAAUCGAUCUGAUCCCGGAACUGUUUCUCCCGAACAAAGAAGAAAUGCUUCUCAUACUAGACAAGUGCUUCUCACACUCUUGCCUGGAGAAGGCUAUUGCAGAAAAAAUUGCUGUCGAUGAAAGCGAUUCAGCCAAUCAGCUUAACCCCGGUCCAGUUGACUCUGCUCUUCUCAAGGACUGCGUGGCGCAGGUUCGGUUGGCCAGCAACAAACGCUUCAUCAAAAUUGUGCAUUGCUACCUGCUCAAAGCAGGAAAGGAGAAAAAAGCUCAAGAGUACCUCGAAAAGGUGAGCCCUGCAUCCCGGGUCGAUCACUUGGAGUCCGUCAAGAUGUGGAAUUACCUUACUCUGCCAUUCCAGGUGCUCAAGGUAAUGGAGGAUAUGGGAUUAGGCACAAGCCCUUUGAGUUUCUCCACGCCUCCAGCACCACCUGAGGUUUUUCCCACUCCGGCACCGGGCUGGAGGCCCGGCCAGGAUACUGCCCACGGAUGAGGCUGGCAUUGUGCCUGAGACCAAGGACAGACCUUCAACAGCCGUGGAGCCUAACUCUGUUGGACUAGUUCUUCACGUUGGUGAGGUUACAGACCGGUCUAUGAUGGAUGCUGCAGCUGAAGACAAGAAGAAGAAGGGGGUGAUGGAAGUGGAAUCUCCUCUGGCACAGACUGAGCAUUACACAUUUAUCCUGUUUUCUUUCCUUUUUCUUUGAAGACUACAAUUGUCCUGGUUUUAAUCUGGUUUGUUAAUUUUAGAUUUCUUACCGUAUUUGUGGCA